Molecule: messenger RNA, 1224 nt
Organism: Vicia villosa (hairy vetch)
Lineage: Eukaryota; Viridiplantae; Streptophyta; Magnoliopsida; Fabales; Fabaceae
Product: 29 kDa ribonucleoprotein A, chloroplastic
Exons: 4
Coding region: 58-1023 (321 amino acids)
Cellular component (GO): cytosol
Molecular function (GO): mRNA binding
Source: RefSeq, a predicted model, not a curated record
AUUCAUUAUUACUUCUUAUCUACUUGACACUUCAUCGUGUUCGAAAUUGCAGCACCAAUGGCCACCUUAGAAUCAGCCAUAACUGUAUUCGCACCUCAACGUUUUCCAAAUAACUACCGUUUCCUCGUUAAAUCACCCGAUUCUGUCAAACUCUCAACCACUUCAUUCUCUUCUUCUAUAUUCUCUCAUAGCCACAAUAAACUUCACUUAUCUUCUUUCAGAACCCGAACACCAUGCUUCGCUUUACAAGAGGUAACAGAAGCAACAAUUGAAGAUGAAAAAAUAGAAGAAACAGAGACAUUAAACAUCGAUAAGAAGAAGAUUGCUGUAUUUAACUUACCUUGGUCACAGUCUGCGGCAGACAUUAAGGAACUCUUCGCGGAAUGUGGAACCGUAACCGACGUUAAGGUUAUAAAAGGAAAAGAUAGAAAGGGCAAAGGUUAUGCAUUUGUUACUAUGGAUUCUGCAGAAGAGGCUCAGGCUGCUGUUGAUCAAUUUAAUGCUCGUGAAAUAUCAGGCCGGAUAAUAAGGGUAGAGUUUGCAAGGAGUUUAAAGAAACCUUCUCCUUCACCUCCUCCAGGCACCCCUCCAAGUCCCGCUCCUAUCGAAGCACGUUUUGUAAUUUAUACAUCCAAUCUUGCAUGGAAAGCAAGAUCUACACAUCUUAGAGACAUCUUCGCCGAGAAUUUCAAAGCACCAGUUUCAGCCAGGGUCGUCUUUCAAACCCCUGCUGGCAGAUCUGCCGGGUAUGGAUUCGUUUCUUAUCACACGGUGGAGGAAGCAGAGGCUGCCAUUUCUGCCUUGGAAGGGAAGGAGUUACUAGGACGACCACUUCGUGUAAAAAUAAGUGAAAAGAAAGUUAAAGAAGCUAGUAAUGAAGAAGGUGAAAAACAAGAUGCUGAUGCUCAAGUAGAAGGUGAAAACCAAAAUGCUGAUGCUCAAGUAGAAGUUGAAAACCAAAAUGCUGAUGCUCAACUAGAAGGUGAAAACCAAAAUGCUGAUACUCAACUAGAAGAAUCAUAAAUCCUAACUUUCCUUCUACUGAUUUUUGGACAUGGUUAUGGUAUGUGGAUUGAGCAGUAACCUCUACAAGCAGAUACCAAGGACGAUUUCUUGCAUUCACAUUCUUUUUGAACUAGGUUGAGUUUGACACAUCUUUAAAUUGUGCAAUAUUUAAGAUUAUUUUCAAUAUAGUUUUCCUAAUAAGUCUCAAGUCUGAUUUUC